CGGAUUUGACGAGCUGUUAGCGAACACUGGGCGCUUACAUGAAAAGCUCGUGGAAUUUCAGUGGUACCUUCUUCAUCAGGAAGGAACUGUGUGCUGAAAAUGUUUGCUGGAGCGUCAGCCCAAAACUCUAGAUGUCGCUGUGACAGUCAAAAUCACAUCUGUAGCACCCUUUCACUCCCAUGAUUGAAGCCAGCUGCCAUCGCAGGAUCUGCAUUUGCCAAUCGGGAGUAUCGUGGGCCUGGUAAAUUGACGGUGCGCUCACCUUGCGCACCUAAAUCUUGUCGUACGUAAAAAUUUGCAAGAGUCCAAUCAAUGUCGCAGACCACCUCAGCAUUCGGAUGGAUCUCGGGGGCAGGGACAGAUCGACAUCAGAGACUGGCCGUCAGCGAUAUGGCACUUGUUGUCAAUGGACAUCCGGAAUCAAAUCUUACACCUCGUAAGAGAGCGGCCACCCACCCCAGUCAGUGGUUCCAGAGGUCUGCAAUGAGCGAAACAGACACGAGAGGUUUUUAAAUGAUUGCAUCCGCAACCGUAGAAGGAGGAGGUCGAGGGAAAGAUCCUGGUGAUUGGCACCAGGUUUCUUCGUCCGCACGGGAUUCCUAUCGACUGCACGAGGCCUUGUUUGCUCUUCCAGUCAUCUUCCUGUGUCCUUCCUCAAUUACUCCGAACCCUCUGGGCCUUCCUAAUUCCCUUAGUACUCUGAGGGCGUCGUGAGCUGCUAAGACCGUCCUAGAUGUACAUCAUCAAAAGGAUCUGCGUUUCUCAGUCGCUCAAUCACUGAUUGUACCCGCACGAAAUUCUCGUCCUUUGUGCCCUAUCGUGGUCACCAAGAUACGGAUAAGGAAGCGAAUUAGACGAGAUUCUUUCUGCGGGAGGGAUACGGCCUUACUUUUCUGAUGCAGUUGCGAUGGAAAUUCCGCAUGCAGCAAGCUGUUAUUCUCGGCAUGGCAUGAGAGUAGGAGAUGCUUCUUUUCCUGGAUGAUUCGUAUGCUGCCGACAGGGAAGCCAUCGAGGUUCAUCGCUAACGUGGUUGUUGCAUUGCAAGGCAGUAUGAGGAUUCAAAUGCUCCGUCUGCUUCUUGGGUUCUGCUCGCCCUCAAACGCCUCGACUUUCUACGUCUGGCUGUUGAGCCCGGAUUGGCGAAGAAGAUGUAUUUUAUUGCAGCUGUGAUAUGAUUGGUUUCUCCUGUGCGCGUGAUUCCCGUGCUGAAUCAUUUCGCUUCGCUUCCGGUCGAGCUAGCUGAUCGUUCGUGUACAGCCCAAGCCCCAGCCCAAGCCCAAGCCCAAGACCUUUUGGAUCCUGCGGAGUUCUUGCAGCGGUUGUUGAUGUAGCCUCGAGCUUUCAGAGCUGUCGCGGGCUGUCCACUGUGGCCAGAUCGACGAGUAGCCGAUGUCUGAAAGACAAGCCGAGGAAUGACAAGAAAGCCUUGGAAGUCGGAGACGGUUUCGCUGAUCAGACUGAGUCCGUCCAUGCGGCAUUGAGAGAAAGUUGCCAAGGCGCACGAAGAGAAUUUGGCCUGUCGGCACGGCAAUCGAUUGCCAAGCUUUUGUGGGGGAUUGACGGGGAUGGAAAUCAAAUUGGUCGAGGGAUGGGUGGCUGCUCGGGCCUCAGAAGUAGGGCCAACAGGCGAGCAGCUGAGCACUUCUCACUUUCCCAGCUCGACGACCAAGGGCUGGAUGCAAGCAGAAGUGCCGGGGACGGUUCUGGCCACGCUUCUGAAGAACAAGCAGAUCCCCGAUCCAUUCUAUGGAAUGGAGAAUGAGAACAUUCCGGACAUCGCCGAUGCAGGACGCGAGCACUACACAUUCUGGUUCUGCACGAGCUUCCAGACGCCCACGGGCAAGUUCUCGUCGGUGCACCUCAAGUUCCGGGCCAUCAACUACUCGGCCGAAGUGUACGUGAAUGGACAGCAGAGUCGCCUGCCCGGCGGAAUGUUCAUGCGACACAGCGUGGACAUUUCAUCCUGCGUCAAGGCUCCCGGUGGGCAGAAUUUGCUCGCUGUGAUUGUGCAUCCUCCCGAUCAUCCGGGCGCAGUUCCUCCCGAGGGAGGGCAGGGAGGGAACCACGACAUUGCCAAGGAUGUUGCAGCCCAAUACGUUCUGGGCUGGGACUGGAUGACUCCGAUCCGAGACCGCAACACUGGGCUCUGGGACGAGGUCUCCGUGGCUUUCACGGGGCCUGUGUCCAUCCGGGACCCCCAUCUGGUGACCACAUUCUACGAUCAAUUCCCGAGGAGCUAUCUGGAAUCAUCGGCAGAGCUGGUAAACUCCUCUGCUGCCGAUUUGCAGUGCUCUAUCAGCAUCCAUGUCACUCUGGACCUGCACGACGAAGCGACAGGUGCAGCUGGAGAUGCCGAUGGCGAUGGCGAUGACGGCUUCUGCUCUGUGGAGGGCUUUGCUUCGUCCCAGCUCUCGAUCAAAGCCGGCUCCUCGACCGUCUACACUCUUCCGCCGCUGUUUUUUAACAAGCCUGAGCUCUGGUGGCCGAAUGGCAUGGGCAAGCAGCCUCUGUACAAGGUGGAGAUCACGGUCAGCGUGGAUGGAUACGAGGAGUCUGACGUGUGGAGCCAUCGGAUCGGAUUCCGGCAGAUCGAGACACACAUCGAUCCCGCUACAGGAGGGAGGAAGUUUGUCGUGAAUGGACAGCCGGUGUUCAUCCGGGGAGGGAAUUGGAUCCUGUCUGAUGCUCUGCUUCGGCUGUCCAAAGACAGAUAUGAUACCGAUGUGGGCUUUCAUGCUGACAUGAACAUGAAUAUGAUCCGAGUUUGGGCCGGAGCUCUGGCCGAGAGGCCGGCAUUUUACGAUGCCUGUGAUGAGCGCGGACUUCUAGUAUGGCAAGAGUUUUGGAUCACCGGCGACUGCAAUGGGCGGGGUGUUGAACCCUCGGAGCAGAGCUGGCCUCUAGAUCAUGACUUGUUCUUGCGCUGUGCCAGGGAUACCGUCAAGCUGCUAAGGAAUCAUGCCAGUCUCGCUCUGUGGGUCGGUGGCAACGAGCAGGUCCCGGCUGCGGACAUUAACCAAGCUUUGCAGUAUGAGUUGCGGCUGAAUUCCAGCUUUGGAAGCGACUCUGGGGAGUCCCGAGUCCUGGAAGAGGAUGUCACACAAUUCCUGGAUGGCACUCGCACAUACGUUCAAGGCUCUCUUUGGAGUGGGUUCGGAGAAGGACAGGGAGACUGGUCUGAUGGGCCUUACGGUAUCCAGAACCCGGAAGACUUCUUCGCAGACGAUUACUAUUCUUUCGGCUUCAAUCCUGAGAUCGGCUCCGUGGGAGUCCCCAACGCUGCAACCAUCCGAGCAACCAUGCCUCCCACGGCAUGGGAUCCGCCGACUAUGCAGGAGGUGGAAGGAGGUUACAUCAAGGAUGUGCCGAACAAAACCUGGGACUACCACAAGUAUAUUCCAUAUUGUGAUCCUGAGAAUGACGUCAAGAGUCAGAUAUGCACCUAUGGUAAGUACACCGGUUUGGACGAUUUCUGUGCGAAAGCUCAGCUUGCCAAUUAUGUGCAGUACAAGGCGCUUUUCGAGGGUUGGAAUUCUCGGAUGUGGGAGAAGUAUACUGGUGUUCUGAUCUGGAAGAAUCAGAACCCUUGGCCUGGCCUACGUGGUGGGCUCUAUGAUUUUCUCCUGGAUCAAACGGGAGGAUUUUAUGGUGUUAAGUCAGCUGCUGAGCCGGUACAUGUACAGCUCAAUCUGGGGUCGAGUUUUGUGGAGGUUGCGAACGCUACAUCCGACCGUCUUGCAAAUGCCUGGUUAGAUGCCAGCAUGUGGGACGUGCAAGGCCAGUGCAUAUACAAGGAAACAUCGAAGCAGUUGAUGUUGGAUGCAUUCAAGACGACGAAGCUUUCCCAGAUUCGGUUCAAUAGUAUUACAGAAACGAAGGGAACUUACUUUGUUCUUUUGAAACUCUUCGACGAGUCAGGUCUCCAGGUGUCCAGAAAUUUCUAUUGGCUUCACCCUCAAGGAGGAGACUACUCUCUACUUGGCGCUGACUUUCGAGUGAAAAAGGUUCCGGUUCAGGUCGCUGCUUCUUCGCAACAAAAGGGGGACCUGCUGCAAAUCACUGCUCUAGUGCAGAACAUACCUCCCAGCGAGACAUCACCGAAAGGUUCACUGAGCCAGGGAGUUGACGAUACUUCUGGAAGAGGAGUUGCCUUCUGGCUCCACUUCUCUGUGCUGCAAGGGACUUACGACAAGCACAAGGCCGAUCAACGGCUUCUUCCCGUCACAUACUCUGUCAAUUACUUUUCCUUGGUGCCGGAAGAAUCCCUCACGGUGCAGAUCUCCUUCAAGGUUCCAAAACACAUCACACCUGUUCUUGUCCUAGAGGGUUGGAACGUCCACAGGUUAGAGGUAGACUACAAGGCUAAAUGACCCAGCCACAAAGUAUACGUAGAGGAGAUCCGGGACUCGUGAUCAGGACGAAGUCUUUCGCUAUCUGCACCAGUUAACUACUCAUUAUUGAGCAAUAUCGGACCAUCCGGAUCAACAUCGAGAUGCCCCUGUACAGGUUUAAGGUCAAGAGUCAAGCAUUCACGAUUCGCUGCUUGAAUAUUACUCUGGGAUCUGUGAGUAGUAUCAUGGCAGUGACGUGAAAAUGCAGCUGUUUCCUAGCUCCUUCGGUAGCGUCGUGUAGAGCUGUGUAUCAUGUACAUUAUUGACGGACGUCAAACUCCUGCGUAGCUUCUCAUUCCAUGACAGUGCGGAUGAAUAAAGUUUGUCCGACGGUGGUCCCUUUCAUAACUUCCACAGGGUGGAGCAUAAAUAUGAAAGGUUUACCGUUCAUGA
Marchantia polymorpha subsp. ruderalis is the source of this 4784-nucleotide messenger RNA. The record is from the annotation of a GenBank genome assembly. NCBI's taxonomy places the organism in Eukaryota, Viridiplantae, Streptophyta, Marchantiopsida, Marchantiales, Marchantiaceae.